CCCGCCGCGCCCGUCGCCAUGGCGACCCAUAGCGGCGAAGGGGCAGGUAGAGCAAACGCCCGGCCCAGGGCCGGCGGGCGGAGUGGCGGGAGCGCGGUGGCUGGUGGCGGUCCCUGCGGGGCUGGCGGGCAGUGAUCCGGGAAGGCCGGUGGCCGGGCCUUAGACCUCCAGGCGAGCGCGGUGUGGCGCAGGUAACCGGCCCCGGCCCUCGUCUCCGGUAGGCAGCUGACCUGGACCCGAAAGGGGUGGCGACCCCCACAAGCCUGGGCCCUGCGAAGUGAGGCUUGACCCCGGCCGGCCGAAGACGGGCCUGGGAGAGUGACCUUGGUCAGGUCACUUAGCUUAUUUGCGCCUCAGGUUCCUUCCCCACAGAAUCGUUUAUUCAGCUGAAUGUCCACCAGGGUCUCUGCCUCACACACAGUUCCGGUGUCUCCUAAAUUCCUUCGAUGUGGGAGUGAUAUUGAAAAUCAAGAAAUAUAAACCGAUGUACAGAGUUUCUUAACAUGGAGAAUCAAGCCCAUAAUACAAUGGGGCUGAAGUCUGAGGCUUCAAAAUCUACCUGUUUUGUCAGCUCCCUGAGGAAUCUUUCAGCUUCUCCCAAGGAGGACCCUGUACCGGGAACACCUUUGUCCUCUCACCACUGUUCAGCCUCUGUAACCCUAAUUGUUACCACGAAUCUUGUUUCAAACUCAGUGUACCUUCCUAGGCCCAAGAUCCUGCCGUGUUCCCAUGAGCUUCUCCUUGUGAGGCUGAGCUUCAGGAAUUAAUGGAACAAAUUGACAUCAUGGUGAGCAACAAAAAAUUGGACUGGGAAAGAAAGAUGAGGGCUUUGGAGACACGAUUAGAUCUUCGCGAUCAAGAGUUGGCAAAUGCACAAACUUGUUUGGAUCAGAAAGGUCAAGAGGUAGGGUUACUUCGGCAGAAGUUGGACAGUCUGGAAAAAUGUAAUUUAGCAAUGACUCAGAAUUAUGAAGGACAACUGCAAUCUCUAAGAGCUCAAUUUUCCCAACUAACCAACAGCUUUGAAAAACUGAGAUUACAUCAAAUGAAACAAAACAAAAGUCACCAAAAAGAAUUGUCUCACAAAGAAGAAAUACCCUUUGAAAUGAGCAAUUUGAACCAGAAAUUAGAGGAAUUUAGAGCAAAAUCAAGAGAAUGGGACAAGCAAGAGAUACUGUAUCAGACUCAUCUGGUUUCUUUAGAUGCUCAACAAAAAAUAUUAUCUGAAAAGUAUAAUCAAUUUCAGAAACAGACACAGAAUUACCAAACUCAACUACAUGGUAAGAAACAGUGCACAGAAGACAGCAGCUCUGAAGUUCCUGGCUUGAUAUGUCAUUCAGAUCCUGGUUGUGAAACCAGUGAAAGAGAUGAAUUCAUUAUUGAAAAAUUAAAAUCAGCUGUGAGUGAAAUAGCAUUAAGCAGAAAUAAGUUACAAGAUGAAAAUCAGAAGCUUUUACAAGAACUGAAAAUGUACCAAAGACAAUGCCAGGCCAUGGAAGCUGGACUCUCAGAAGUGAAAAAUGAGCUACAGUCACGUGAUGAUCUCUUGAGAAUUAUAGAAAUGGAACGAUUGCAGUUACACAGAGAAUUAUUAAAAAUAGGAGAGUGCCAAAGUUCUCAAGAAAAUAAAAAAAGAAUUGCACCAUCUUAUUCACCUUCUGGUGAAGAAACAGAAAGGAAAAAGAAAGAGCUAUUUUCAGGGGUCCAGGAUCAAUCAAAUCAAGAAAAAGAACUAAACAAGAUAAGAAACCAGCUCUAUCACGAGGAAGAGUACCACAACUCUGAGCAGGAAAGAAUGAGAAAUGAAAUCUCUAACUUAACAGAGGAGCUUCAUCAGAAGGAGAUCACUAUAGCAACUGUGAUGAAGAAAGCUGCCCUUCUGGAAAGACAGUUAAAGAUAGAAUUAGAAAUAAAAGAAAAAAUGUUAGCAAAACAACAGUUCUCAGAUAUGAGAUAUAAAGCUGUCAGAACGGAAAACACACAUCUGAAAGGAAUGAUGGGAGAUUUAGACCCUGGACCGUACAUGUGUAUGAACUUCACUAAUAAGGCACAUUCAAGGCAUACAUCCAUUAGCAAACUGGAAUAUGAGAAUGAAAAGCUCCGAAAUGAUCUUGCAAAACUUCAUGUCAAUGGAAAAUCAGCAUGGCCUUAUCAGAAUACCUAUGAAGAAACAGGAAUAUAUGCCUAUCAAAGCCAAAUAAAAAUGGAAAAAAAUGAAGAUAGACUUGGCCAAGAUGGCGAGCCAAAUAGAAGUAUAACACCACCAUUGCCAUCUUUGGCAUUUCAGAGCAAAGAAAUAACAAGUCCAUUUGUUAGUGAUGAUGAAGUAUUCCCACUGUCUCCCCCUGAUAUAUCCUUCCCAGCUUCUUUGGCUGCACAGCAUUUCCUACUGGAAGAAGAAAAGCGAGCAAAAGAACUUGAAAAGCUUCUAAAUACACAUAUUGAUGAACUGCAAAGGCAUACAGAAUUUACUCUUAAUAAAUACACCAAACUAAAACAAAAUAGACAUAUAUGAGCUUUUAAAGUUUUUGUCGCCCCAUCACCCCCAAAGAAGCUCUGGUAAAAUAUUUACAAAACUGAUUAAUGAAACAGAAAUUUGGGGGUUUUUUAUCUUGAGUAAACAAUUUCUGUAAUGCAGCUUUUGAAAAUAGUAUAUUGUUUGACAAAGCUGUUUGUAUUUCUGCAUUAACAUACUAGAUUGUUUUACUGUAGAGUUACUGUGAAAUAAACAUGACUACUCCAAAAGAUUUUUUUCCAGUCUAAGGACUACUGUGGAAUUUAAAAAUGCAAAUUUUUUCCACUUGAAUCAUGUAUACUAAAAAAAAACAUUUCCUCUGCAGUGAUACAAAAUUAGGGAAAGGGAAGUGCUGUAUUCCAAAUAUAUAUGACUCAGUCAGGUCAGAUGUACUAGGUAUAGAAACUCAAGGAUUUUUAAAAGUGAAAAAUAUUUCAAUAUUUUUAACUAUGUAAGAUUUCUUUUAUAAAAAGAAAAUAUAUAGCUUUACUGUUCUGAUACUCACUUUUGUAAUACCUCUGUUAUAAAACCACAAACCACAACUUCUGCUUUGUAAUCACUUGUUUUUAAUAUAAUAAAGGAAUUCAGAAUUCAAUACAUUUAAACAUAAAUGUCUAGUUUUCAUAGAACAGUAAUAACAUGGUAAUAACAAAAUUCAAGUUACAAACACCCAAUAAUACUAGUUCAGUAUUCUAGUAUUUUUUCUAAUGUGGUAUAUAUCUGGACCUUGUCUAUCCUAUACCAACUUCAUUGGUACCUCAGUUAACAUUUAAUUUGUUCCACGACUUUGGAAAAGACGAUCACAUUUGUGUUUAUGUAGGAAGAUAGCCAUGGUUCUGUUUGUCACUGAUGUAGAGUUUGUGAAGCAAAACAAAAUUUUGCCAGACAUGUUUAUUUGCAGACUGUUUGCAGUGAAAAACAUUGAGAAACUGAGAUACCACUGUAUAUAUAGAGAUCAUUAGAAAUUCAAGGCAAAUCUUACAACUUUUAGUUUUUUCUCUUUUUAAAAGAAACAACCUUAACAUAUUGGAAGAGAAGAUGAAAUGUCUUUAGAUAACAAGUAUCACUUCCCUGUGAAGAAUGAAGAACAUUAUUCAUUUUAGGUGACGUGACCAUGUGUAGUUUUACAAUACUUUUACAAAGUUUUUCUGUCCUAGUUUAGGUUGCUUUAACAAAAAUAUACCUCACAGUCUGGAGGCAAGAAAGUCCAAAACUAAGGCACCAGUUGAUCUGGAGUCUAGUGAGGACCUAAUUCCUGGUUGAAGACAGGCAUUGAUGAGAAAAAUUUAUCCCAUGUCUGUUCAUAUAAGGCCACUAAUUCAUUAUAUUCAUGGAGAUUACACUCUUAUAACCUGUUAUCUUCCUAAAGACCCUACCCCUUAAUACAUCACAUUGAAGUUUAGGAUUUCAAUAUAUGAGUUUUAGGAUGUAUAAAUAUUCAGUCUAUAACCUCAUAGUAUUUUUCAUUUAAACUUAAGCCUGUGAGGUCAGGAAGGCUAGGAUUAUCAUCCCUGAGAACCAGUUUUUAUAAGAAGUAUAUUUAAAAUCAUGGUAAAGAUGAGAGUCAGAAAGGAAAUCCUGGCUUCUGAUUUCUGACACCACUCAUUACUUCCCAGUGUUACUUCUAAGCAAGCAAAAGUGGAAAAGGUAUACCCAUAAAAGCCAUGCUUGAUGACAAACCAUUAGAGGGGUACAUAGCCUUUAGGGGACCUCUGAAAACCUCAAGUGAGGAAAAUAAUAAGAUUUAUGGUACUUUCAACUUACUUAGUAAUUUCUAGCCUGGACACGAAGAAACUAAAAUAUUUUUCCAUGAUAUUUUUAGAAAGUGAGGAGAAAAGAUUCAUUUAGGAAAAAAGACACUCUAUCAAAUUCUGAAAUCUUUAUAUCCCUAAUGAAAAUAGAAAACAUAUCCCCCAUGCUAUUUAGUCCCUUCAGAAUAAAGACAUGGGUGAAAAUUGUUUGAUGAACUAAAAACCUGGACUACAGCAUUCUUCAAAUUUAGAGGAGCCAAGAAAACAUGAAUGUGAGCAGUAUGUCCAGGACCAUCAAGUCUAUAAGUAAAUUUGUUUUAAAUUAGUAUUCCAGAAUUCUACUUAAUACUAAUUUUCUUAAAACAAUGGGGCUUGUUACUUUUUGCUCAGUAGAAUUCAAUGUUUAGAAUAAAUCAUUUACUGAAGUCCCUCAGAUGUAUAAUCAGGAUAAAAGGCCAGCAGCUCUAGCUGGACAUUAAUAGGAGAAAAGGAGUGAAAGUUGUCUGCUGCUCAUCCCCUCUCCACUGCCCUAUCCUACCCACCUGCCCUCCACCAGCCAAAGGAACUCCACAGAAGAGUUGUCCCAGAUGUCCCAGAUGAGAGCCAUCCAGAUGAACCCAGAAGUUUAGAGCUAGAAGUUUAGAGCUUUAAGGUUCUAACACAUUGAGACAGUUUUACAUUUGUUGGAUAUAAGAUUCUUCAUGGAGGAGCUAAAGAUGGCGGAUUGAUAAACAACAGCAUACAGAGCCUCCCUGAGAGAAAGAACUCAGAUCCAGAAUGAAACAUUUUGGAGAGGUUAGGACAGAAGGAGAUGGAUCCUCUUGACCCAGGAAGAAACUAAAGGGAAAUGAGCUGGUCAAACAUGCAGUUCUGGGGCUAGCAUUGGAACAGCUAAGAUUAAGAGUUAUGGUGCUCUCGCCAGAGUGGCCAAAAUUCAUGCUGCCGCAACUCGCCAGAGCCACCUGAACUAGCACCACUGCAACUCGCCAGAGCCACAGUCACGCUGAAGUCGGAGGUCAGUGAACCAAAUGGAGAACAGAGCCAGCAAGGGGCCUGCGUUAACCUGUGGUGAAUGCUGGAAACAAGACCCUCGCAUGGGAAAGGGGUGACCAACUGGACAACAUAGUCAAGACGGACCUGAACUGGGAAUGGUAGUUCAGUCAGUUACUCCCUUCCCAGAGCAGAUGAGUGAGAUUUGCUUGACCUGGGUCAUGCCCCUGGCCGGGACCCAGUAAGUUCCCAAACCAAUUCAGUACAUGCAGCACACACUAACACAAUGAAGUCCCCCACAGGUUGACUGACCCGGAAGGGAGGGACCAGCAUACACCACCACUGCUUGCACCUCAGUGACCAACAGCAAACUCGAGAGGACAGAGAUCCCUAGCCAGCAUGCUUCAGAAGAACCAUAAGCAACAAGGAAAGGGGCUAGGACCUCUACUAUACACCUGUAUGGAAGAAAACAAAAACAUGACAAAAGAAUUAAGAAAACGCCCCCAGCCCCAACCCUCAGCCCUGAGAAUAUUGAUCCAGAAGAGGUAAGUACAAAAGAGAUUGAGGGCAGCAAACAUGCAAUAUCAGACACAGCAUCAACAGACUGUGUCUCCAGGACCUCAUAGAGGAGCUCAAAACAGAAAUAUUCAAAUAAAGCAAGAUUUAAGUAAUAAAAGAAAUGCUAAGCACUUCUCAAGAAGACACAGAUAGAAGAAUGAACUCAAAAAAAGGAAAUGUUUGAUGUAGAAUUUAAAGAAAUCCUAGAGUACAUGAAGCAGAUUCAAAGAGAUUACCAGGAAAUUAAAAACUCCAUUGAAAGUGGCAAAACUGCUUGAAAGAAACUAAGGGUAGACUUAUCAAAACUUGAAGACAAGUUUGCAAUAUAUGAUUGUGAAAGGAAAGAUCUCUUAAAAAUAACAAGGAAACAGGCAGUAAGUAACAAUACAAAGGCUAGAAGACAACAAGAGGAUCUAUAACUUAAUAAAAAACAUGAAUGAAAAAGCAGGAGUUAAAAAAAAAGGAAAUAGACUAUUCACAGAAAUAAUUAAGGAAAACUUCCCAAGCAUAGGAAAAGGAAAUGAUAUUCAGAUGUAUGAGGCAUACAGAACUCCAGCCACCUACAACCAAAACAGAGAUACACCCAGACAUAUAAUAAGAUCCCAGAAGUUCAAUAUAAGAACAGAAUAUUAAAAGCCAUCAGAGAAAAGAGAUCACCUAUAAAGGAAAACCCAUCAAAAUCACAGCAGACUUCUUGACACAGACCAUCAAGUCAAGAAGAGCUUGGAGCAAAGUAUUCCAAGCCCUGAAAGAAAAUAAUCUCCAGCCCAGAUUGGUAUACCCUGAAAAACUGUUUCUAGAAAUUAAUGGAGAAACAAGGUGCUUCCAUGACAGAGGAACCGGGGGAAUUUGUGACUACCAAUACAACUCUACAGAAAAUACUGAAGGACAUUCUAGAGAGAAAAAAAAAAUACCAGGAUUUCAGGAACAGUGGCAGAGAGGCCUCAAUGAACGGGGCAGACAGUGGAAUGAAGGAGAAAAGUAGAUAACCAAUGGCAGGAAAAUAGCAUAGAAAUGAGGCAGAGAAGGUUGCCUAUAAUCUCUAACAUAGAUGAACUUGAUACACUAAAAAAAAAAAGAAAGAAACAUAGGCAGAGUAGAUCAGGAGAUAAAGUCCACCAAGAUGCUCUGUAUAGGAAAUAUAAUUAACUUGAAAGUGGUUUAUGGACCAAAAAUCAAAUAUGAGAAAACAAUUCUCUAUAUGUCAGGGAACCAGAGAGAAACAGGCGCAACUCAAUCAGCACCUGCAGAUAGGUUGGAAAGACAAGAUACUUAUGUGCAGAGGAGAACUCAGCUAUAAUGAAAGAAAACCUUGAGGCUUUUGUUUGUAAAGAAAUACAACUUGAGAUCAAGUCCAGCAGUGAUAAGUAUAGCAGGUUGCCCCCACCAAUCUAAAAACUGAGGGAGUUGGUAGAACUCAAUGUGCAGCACCCUGUGAAAGUGAGAGAGGAGGAAUAGUCUUAAAAAAGAAGGCAGAGGAUUUUAUUAAUAGUGAAUCAGGACUUAAAACCCACAUUACUUACACUGCUUUGUUUAGAUGUAUUAUAUUCUGUUCCAGAUGGUUUACUUGUACUAGAUUUGAGGGCACAGACAGCUAUCCCGAAAAUAGCAGGAUAUAGUAUGGCAAUCAUCCCUAAUUUCCCAUUAACUUAAUCUGAAGCCUUGUAUAAUUUACACUGUUUUAUCAUGACUGAUCUUACUUAGUUGAACCUGGUUUGUUAGAUUGCAGUUUUUAUUGACAGAUUUUAUUCAAAUCUGUUAUGGUUGAUAGUAUCAAGUCUGAAAACAGGAAACUACACUGAAGAUGACAAGAUUCACUAGGAUACUUGCUCUGGUUUUGAUUAUUGCUUUUGAAGUUUUACACUGUCUACAAUGUUUUGUUUUUAUUAAUAUUGUCAUGCACUGCUAUAUUCAAUUAUACUAUGCCUGAUGAUAUGGACGAUUCUAUUGAAGAUAACAAGAGACAACACAGUAACCAUAUCACCUUGUACUGUGGUUUUAUAUAACUUUUUCAUUUCAUGUUUUUAUAGGAGUUUGUUUUGUUUUGUCUUGCUAUGCUUUGUUUUUGCCUCUAAUACAGAAAGGAUAGAAAUACAUGUAGAGACUCAUACAUCUGUAGAACCUAUAAACAAUUUAUGAGAACUAAUUAUACAAUGCAUGAUGAAAUGAAGAACUGCUUUGAAGAAAAAGAGACACUACAGUACCCAGUACUGAUUCCAAGGUGUCAUGAUGUGAAAUCCAGCAAUACUACCAUUCUUUGUUCAAAGUGAUUUUAGCCUGUUUUGUUUUCUAUAAUUUCAACAUACAUGAAGAUAUGGACAAUUACUUUGAAGAAAAUGAGAGACACUAUGUUGACUUCCCUAUUUUCAGGUCUUGAAGACCUAAAACGCCUUCCUCAUCCUAUUCAGGUCAGUUCUAUACUAUGUUGUUUCAUGUGAAUUCUCUGUAUGUGAAGAUAUGGACAACUAUUUGGAAGAAAACAAGAGACGAUAUAAGAUCUCUGUCUUGCUUUGAAAUUUAUGUCUCUUACAUUGGUUUCUUACAUUCUGUUUUGUUGUGUUUAAUUUUGCCCUCUUUAAAAUAAAAAAAAUUAUUUAAAAAAAAGUUUCUUCAUGUCCUGGUCCUGUGGCCUUAAGUGAAGUUUCCAUUUCGUUGUAGGCUUAUUUCACUAUCUGUCAAGGAAUUCUUAUGAAGAUAAAAAGAGGUUAUGUACACAGCACAGAGCCUGCACAUAGUAAGCAUUCAGAGUACAUACUAGAUGUAACCAAUUGUUAUCCUUGCCUUCUGAGGCAUUAGGGCUCAGUCUAGAAGACUACAUCAGUCAGAGACUACAUCAUUUUUGAGAAUGAUAUGCUAGCCACUAGCCAUAGGUUAAAUUCAUUUAAUCACUAACAAUUUCAUAAAAUAAUUUAAACUGGGUGUGGUAGUGUAUGCCUGCAAAGGCCUCCAGAACUGCAAAGGCUAAAGCAAAAAGAUUAUAGGUUUGAGGUGAGCCUGGGCUACAUAAUCAAUUCAAGGCCAACCUGACUUAUCUCAGAAUAACAAUAACAAUGAAUAACAGAAUGACAAUGAGAAACAGUUUACAUGCCAGAAAAGUUAUCCAUUUCAAGGGUAUGAGUCAAUGACUUUUACUAAGUUUAUAAAGUUGUAUAACCUUUGCCACAAUCCACUUUUAGGACAUUUCCAUCACCCCCAAAAGAUUAAUAUGCAUCUGCAGUUGUGCUCUAUUCUCAUCCCCAACUCCAGGCAGCCACUGAACUACUUUAUAGAUUUACCUGGACAUUUCUUAUAAAUGUACUCAUGUAAUAUAUAGGUUUUUGCAUCUAAGUUCUUUCACUUACCAAUAUUUUUGUUGUCUGUAUUAUGUUGUAGAAUGUGCUGGUAUUUUGUUCUUCGUUGUAUUGCUCAAUAGUACUAUACUGCAUGAAUAAAUUGUUUCAUAUAUCCACUUUACCACUUGGUGGACAUUUAUUUGGAUUGUCAGAUUAGGGGGACAUCUUGAAUAAAGCUGUUAUGAAUGUUGGCAUACAA
This is a messenger RNA of Cavia porcellus (domestic guinea pig), 9345 nucleotides long. It is a transcript of the gene Deup1, whose product is annotated as deuterosome assembly protein 1. NCBI's taxonomy places the organism in Eukaryota, Metazoa, Chordata, Mammalia, Rodentia, Caviidae. The record is from RefSeq and is a predicted model, not a curated record. The coding region runs from base 767 to 2515 and encodes 582 amino acids. Gene Ontology annotation, biological process: de novo centriole assembly involved in multi-ciliated epithelial cell differentiation; centriole replication. The transcript has 15 exons. Gene Ontology annotation, cellular component: centriole; deuterosome.